Molecule: messenger RNA, 4389 nt
Organism: Nerophis lumbriciformis (worm pipefish)
Lineage: Eukaryota; Metazoa; Chordata; Actinopteri; Syngnathiformes; Syngnathidae
Source: RefSeq, a predicted model, not a curated record
AUGGCUGAUGAUCAACAACAAGCUGACCACAAGCCUGCCUCGGGACUCGGCUCUCUCCCAGCGCUGGUGCCGGGACUCCAGGGACCCGAAGCCAACGCGUUGCAGUUUAAAAUCAAGAAUUCCAUUUGCAAAUCUGUACAAUCAAAAGUGGACAGCAUAUUGCAAGAUGUUGAGAAGUUUACAGACAUCGAAAAGCUCUACCUCUACCUUAAGUUGCCUUCUGGUCCCAGCAGUGGCAAUGAUAAAAGGACUGAGAAUGAGAGGGGGUCGUCCACUCCUGGAUUAUGCGAUCAGAGUUCCAUGUCAUCGAGUCGCACUCAGCAGAUGUAUGCCUUCAACUGGAUACGGAAUCACCUAGAAGAGCACCCCGAGACGUCCCUCCCAAAGCAGGAAGUGUACGAUGAAUACAAGAGCUAUUGUGACAAUCUCGGCUACAAUCCAUUGAGUGCAGCAGACUUUGGGAAGAUCAUGAAGAAUGUCUUCCCCAACAUGAAGGCACGUCGACUAGGGAUGAGAGGAAAAUCCAAAUAUUGUUAUAGCGGGUUAAGGAAGAAAGCUUUUGUCCACAUGCCAUCAUUACCCAACUUGGAUCUGCAGAAAUCAGGCGAUGGGUGUGAACUGAUGGAGCCGGCUGGGCAGUCCCCGAGUGCGGAGGAUGAAAUGAGGUCAGCUGCGUGUGGUUUGGUAUGCGAGUGGGCCCAAAAGGUCUUGAGUCGUCAGUUUGACAAUGUGGAGGAUCUGGCGCGCUUCCUGCUGAAUAGCCACUAUAUUGGUACCAAGUCCAUGGCUGCGCUCACUGUUAUGACAGGAACACCUACAACAGGCAUGAAGACACCAACACCCGCUUCUGCAUUUGUGCCUACGGCCGAGGCAAACUCCUUCCAGCCCCAGGUGAAGACUCUGCCCUCACCCUCUGUUGAUGCAAAGCAGCAACUGCAGCGGAAGAUCCAGAAAAAGCAGCAAGAGCAAAAGCUCCACUCUCCUCUACCCAGCGACACCCAAGUCAAACGAACGGAGGUCAGCACACCUGGCCCGACCAUCCCCUGCGGUAGCCCUGCUCUGCUGUCCCCUCAGCCCACUAUAGGCAUCGUAGUAGCAGCUGUGCCCAGCCCAGUCACGGUACAGAGAAGCCGGCAGCUAAUGACUUCUCCGAGCCCUGUUGGUACAACCGAGGGAAAAGUGCUGCCUGUAAAUUUAGUGGUUACACAGUCGCUUAAACAAUCCCCCAAAACCCCUCAGAAUAUCCCAGCGAGUCCCGUGGGGGACCGGCUGGCCCGGCACGGCACCAGGUACGCUCAAAUCCUGCCCAAGCCCUCCGCCACUAGUGCCAUCACACUUCGGUCCCCUCCCACCCUGCUCAUUACCAACAGCCCCAUUAAAACUGUGAUGCCCACUCCGCACGUGAGCUCGGUCAAUGUUGUAAAGAUGACUGCCAUUGCAUUAGCUCCCAGCAGCAGCAGCAGCAGUAGUAGUAGUACUACCAGCAGCAGCAGCACCGUGGUACGUCCUGCCUCGGCCGGGACGGGCACGACUUCCACCUUAGACGAGUCGCAGGCUGCAUGCCAUACUUCUGCGGUCAGAGCUGUUGCCUCCACUUUAACCCCCUGUGCUGAUGCCAAGGUGUCUGAAGCUGGAAAUCACAACUCUGGGGCGGAAAAGACUGGCAUUGCCACUUGCGAGGAGAGAGUGGCAAAGUUCAGGGCCGCCAGUGAGCCAAGCUUUUCGGUUAAGAGUUCUCCGGCAACUGUGUCCAGGAUGAAGAAUGACUCUGUAUCCCAUUCCACCUCGGUAGCUAUAGCUGGGAUUCAGGACAGCAAUAACAGUAACUGCCAUGACAGCACCUUGUACUUGACUGUUGAUAAUCACAACUCCAUUGGCAACAUGUCAGCCAGUGGAUGCUCGAUCAGUAUUCCAGCUUCAAAAGACCCUUGCACAGAUUCCAAGAGUCCCAGAAAGCGCACAGGCCCUACUACAGAGUCGCAUAUUAUUCCUGUGAAGAGAGUAUUUAUAUCUCAGCAGCCGCUCGCUGCAGCUGACAAUCCCAAACAUGGAAUCAGCGCUGCAGUGAAGAGGAUCCCACGACCGGGUACUCCAGCCCGACCGGAAAGCGCACCGUGCAAGGUGACUGUGAAACCCACUUCGGUCGGUCCCGUGCAGAUCUUGGAGCUCUCAGACUCGCCCGUCACACACAUCCAGGGCUCGGCGACUGUUGUCAAACCGCAGGCUUCCAUGGCGAAACAGGAAAACCGUUCUCUUGGCGACACUGGGGCCGAAGCGGCGGGAACGUCCGGCCGAGGCUUGUUGCAGCAGAUCGCCACAGACGCACGUGCCAUCCCAACCAACUCAGGAGCACACAAUGCCUCUGUGAUGAGUGAACUAAAGAGCACAAUAUGGGAAGAGGGUCAGCUCGAUGAGCUACGCAAGCACCCGUUUGCCGUGCAGAUACCAGCAGAACACAAGCAAGCCCCAACAAACCAGCUUUCUAUUCUAGCCCAACCCACCGACACCCCUAGUCAGCUGGCCUUAACGCAGGACAUGGUCGACUUUGCGGGUUCUCAACCCAACAUGGACUACUUCCCGUUCAACGACGACGACAUGACACAGGACAGCAUUGUGGAAGAGCUCGUCCAGAUGGAGGAACAGAUGAAGCUGAAAGGACUUUUUGGCAGCUGCGUGGAUGUUUCGCUCCAAGGCCAGCCGGCUGGCAACCAGAGCUCCACGCUCAAUGCUCACCAGGCUGGCACAGCUUUCUACCAGUCCGCCCACGGCAGCACCACCCCGGUCCAAACCCCCACGCCUACUCCCACGCCUACUCCCACACCUACCCCCACCUCUGAAGUGACGCUUAGCCACAGCCUGACAAGAGAGAGUCCCUGCUCCCGCAUGGCUCCCGUCACUCCCGUAGACAGCGCGCUGGGUCGCCACACACCUAUCAGUACACCGCUGUCCAACUGCAGCAGCAGCGUGCCUCCGAGCCCAGUGGAGUGCAGGAACCCUUUUGCUUUCACACCAAUCAACUCCAGCAUCACCGGUUACCACGACGCCAGUAUCGUCACCAGCAGCCCGGUGAAACCCAUGCAGAGGCCAAUGGCAACGCACCCCGACAAGGCCAAACUGGAGUGGAUCAACAACCGCUAUAACAGCAACUCGGCCGCCCCCUUGUCCAACCAUAGCAUUGGUAUACUUCCUAGCUACCAAGACCUGGUUGACGAUCAAUUUCGUAAACCGCACGCUUUUGCGAUUCCUGGCCAAACAUUUCAAGCGCAGUCCAGGCCAGAUUCAGCUAAUUUUGGCCCUUUGACCCCUAUUUCCCCUGUGCAACAGCAGCAAGUAACUGGUGGAACCACGCUGACUAAGCAGGAGAGCUUCGCUGUGCCCGCACCAUUGGACAACAAGGCACCAACGACGUCGGCGUCCAGUACUUUCCGCUGCCGCAGUGUCAGCCCCGCUGUGCGCCAGAGGAACUCCAGCGGCAACACCGGCCCACAGACCGCCGCCAACGCUAAUACCUCCGGCGCCACCCUCACAGUUGUCUCGCCCUUUAACUCUGCCAUCACCUCCGAAGUGCUAAGCAUCCUAUCCAACACGCAGUCGGUCAAUUCGGUACACAGCAUGGUCCAACGCAGCCAGUCCGUACCCUUAAACAUCAUGAUGCAGAGCGAGUUGUUGCCCGUGCAGGGCCCGAGCAACACCGCCAAAAUCACCAACGUCCUUCUCAGCAAGAUGGAGGCGGAGGGGGACGAAUCGGUCCGCGGCCUGGGGGUAAACAACCUCCCGUCUAACUACACGGCCCGCAUGAAUCUCACGCAAAUCCUGGAGACGGCCCCGGCUUUCGCCACGGGAACGUCGCACCAGACCCCGAUGCCCGUCGACCCCGGCCCGGCCGCAUUCGAGCUCCAGCGGCACAGCUAUCUGGCCGACGCCAGUGGAGAGCAAGCGAGCUUCUCCGCCGGGGACACCCAAGCACAAGAAGCGCCCGGUGAGCCAGACCAGCAACAGCAGACGCAGCGGGACACGGAGGAUGAGCAGCAGCAGCAGCAGCAGCUGGAUUUCAACAACACCGUCAAGGACUUGUUGGGGGACGACACUCUCAAUCCCAGCUCACAGCUGGUGGGUCAGGUGGCCUCAGAACUUAACGCAGUGGCGUCAGACUUUUCGAACGACAUCAGGCUGACCACAGAUCUGUCCAGUAGCAUCACUGACCUUAACACAUUGGACACCAAUCUGCUGUUUGACCCCAAUCAGCAGCAGGAACAAUAUGAAGACUCGACACUGGAAGAACUAAAGAACGACCCACUAUUUCAGCAGAUAUGCAGUGAUACUGUGAACUCUGGCUUUGACUGGCUGGAGAGCAAAGACCAGCCCACAACAGUAGAGAUGCUGGGCUGA